Messenger RNA from Rhipicephalus sanguineus (brown dog tick), 555 nucleotides. RefSeq names its product vesicle transport protein USE1-like. The transcript has 3 exons. Gene Ontology annotation, cellular component: endoplasmic reticulum; SNARE complex. NCBI's taxonomy places the organism in Eukaryota, Metazoa, Arthropoda, Arachnida, Ixodida, Ixodidae. The coding region runs from base 226 to 501 and encodes 91 amino acids. The record is from RefSeq and is a predicted model, not a curated record. Gene Ontology annotation, biological process: retrograde vesicle-mediated transport, Golgi to endoplasmic reticulum. Gene Ontology annotation, molecular function: SNAP receptor activity.
GCUCUCGCCCAUGAGCAACUCGCCUUAAAGCCUGUCCCUGAUGACAAGGCCAAGGAAAUCCUGCUUAAACGACAGACCAAGGCCAUACGUGAUGUCCGUGAGGAGCUGCUGGAAUCCCGAUCUUCUGUCAAGACAAAUGCAAAUGACAGCAAGGGAUUGCGGCAACGAGUUCCUGGUCAGGGUGGUGGUGAAGACUUCGACGCUGUUCUGCGCUACCACAACUCCAUGCAGGAGAAAAUUGCCGAGGAGAUGGUGUCCUUGGCACAGAACCUGAAGCAGAAUGCAGUGCUUGCUGGACACAUUGUGAAGAAGGAUACAGAGGCUGUUCAGAAGAGCGUGCAAUCUGCAGAACAAAACUACGAUCGACUACAGAAUGAGCAGCGACGACUUGAGGAGCACCUACGUCGUUCGUGUAACUGCUGGAUCUGGCUUAUGCUUGCGGUCGUGUUUUUUGUCUUCCUCAAUAUGGUUGUCUUCAUGCGCGUUUUUCCAAAGCGAUGAAGGUUCACACAAGUUUUUAGUAUUCCCCUGUACAAUAAUAAAGAGUUUAUUUUC